GCUAGAGCUACUGUACAAUGCGUACCAACUACGUAAUAUUCCAUUCCAGUGUUUCUCCCCGCCUAACAACAUUGAAACCAGAAAUGCGGCUCUGAAUUUAGUACAACGACACUUACAAGUUACAAAUCUCCAAUUAACACUUGCAAUUACUUCCCUGUCUUUAUUAUUGUACCGCUCUCAUUCAAGUAAACUAGGCCAUAGUGGUCUUCUAUUCUAAUGAAUGAAUCAAUAUCUUUUUGAGCGGUCAAUUGGUAGCAUUGGGCCUAAUGUAUUCGCCAGGCUACAGACGACACAACUCUUACACUCCUUUCGUCCUGCACCCGAGUUCCGCUUCAAUGGCGGCGAGAGAGGUACUGCUGUUAGGGAUGAUGAGGAGGGAUCAAUAGCCCCAGAUCCCACUUCUACGCUAUGGUCGCAUCAAGCUGGUGUUAACGCGUUAGCGCUCGAUCGCUUCGACGGGAGAAUCCUUGUGUCGGGAGGAUUAGAUGCCUCCAUAAAGCUCUGGGACCUAGAGCAGUGUGGCAAUCCCUCAAAGGCCCAUACUCAUACCCCUAUCGCUAAGGUCUCGCGUUCGGACCGAACCCACAAGUUUGGCAUCACGCAUCUCUCUUUCUACCCCUUCGAUUCGGCUGCUUUUCUCUCAACAUCGUACGACCAAACUCUGAAGGUGUGGGCUACAGAAAGAGCUACAGCCUCUGCCUCCUUUAAUCUCGGUUUCAAAGCAUAUACGCAUGCCAUAUCACCAAUUUCCUCACACCUCCUAGUCGCAUGUGGAACGCAGCACCCUGCUGUGCGUUUGGUGGAUCUACGCUCUGGCUCUAACGUUCAGACAUUAGUACCCGGCCACUCAGGUGCCAUUCUAGCCACUGCGUGGUCCCCCAGGCACGAGCAUGUCCUCGCUACCGGUAGUGUAAACGGAACGGUCAAAGUCUGGGAUAUUCGCCGCGCUGGUGGGGUUAUUGGAAUGUUAGACCACGAAGAUAGUCUAGGACUAUAUUACAACGGCCUUAUAGAUGCCAGUGGCAAAGUCAGAACUCGAGCCUCUGCGAGAGCGCAUACUGCUCCUGUGAAUGGCCUAACAUGGACGGACGAUGGAGCGUACAUCGUGUCAGCGGGUCAUGACCGACGUAUUCGUGUGUGGGAUGCCGCUACCGGGAAGAACACACUCGCGAGCUUUGGACCAAGCAUCAGGAACAGCCAACUAGCGAGCAUUACCAUGUUUACAUCACCAACGGGCCUAACUCAUCCCGGUAAGGAAUUACUCUUCUGGCCUAAUGAGACCGAGAUCCUCGUCUUGGACUUACAUGAUGGCCACGUGGUCACGAAACUGAGAGGAACUGGUCCAACUGUGGCGGGUGUUAGAUCUGCCAGCGGUGCCCAACGCACUACCAAGAAUCGAAUUACUAGCAUAGUCUGGAGGGGGGCAGGCGGCGGCGGCGGUUCAAGCGGUGUCGUCAUGGGUGGUAGCAAUAUGACCGGUGCUAUCUUUAGCGCUCACCUGGAUGGUCAAAUCAGGGCCUGGUUACCCCGCUUAGAAGGUGACGAUUAUGAGGAUGAGGACGAGUCCUUAGACGAGGCCAGUAAGGACAAGGCCAAGAAACGGAAAGCUCUCGAUGAUGUCUUCAAGGAUUUGAUGGGCAAGAAGAUCACAUUUACCUAAGACUGGCGAUAGAAGAAUAUGAGGGAUGCGCCGUUCAAACUCGCCGGUUUUCGCAAUGAUAACACCAAUCAGAAUGCUUUGAAGGAAUACGGCGGACUUGCUGGUUCAAGUAAGUUCCUAUAUGCAUUACGACUUGGCUUCGUAGACGAGAUGGAACCCAGACCCCUCCAGGGCCUAUUGAGGGCCUAGCGAGCCUUAUCAUCAUCUCACCGCUGCUCUUACAGAUCUACAACGUCUUGGUCCCUCCUGCUGCCACCAGCUCCCUUUGAAAUGCUCCACCCAUAUAUAGCGGGACUCGUCGUCCUCAGGUACCUAACCUGAAAGGGAAGCUACAAAUCCAACAAGAUUGAGCGAGGAGAACUGCGAAUCUCAUGUUAUGCA
Messenger RNA from Daldinia vernicosa, 2041 nucleotides. Its product is annotated as WD40 repeat-like protein. Gene Ontology annotation, biological process: proteasome-mediated ubiquitin-dependent protein catabolic process; transcription-coupled nucleotide-excision repair; protein polyubiquitination. Gene Ontology annotation, molecular function: protein binding. Bases 221 to 1660 code for a protein of 479 amino acids. Gene Ontology annotation, cellular component: Cul4A-RING E3 ubiquitin ligase complex; nucleotide-excision repair complex. NCBI's taxonomy places the organism in Eukaryota, Fungi, Ascomycota, Sordariomycetes, Xylariales, Hypoxylaceae. The record is from RefSeq and is a predicted model, not a curated record. The transcript is spliced from 2 exons.